Messenger RNA from Calypte anna (Anna's hummingbird), 606 nucleotides. RefSeq names its product ring finger protein 125 (gene RNF125). The record is from RefSeq and is a predicted model, not a curated record. Gene Ontology annotation, molecular function: ubiquitin protein ligase activity. Gene Ontology annotation, biological process: ubiquitin-dependent protein catabolic process; protein polyubiquitination. Lineage: Eukaryota; Metazoa; Chordata; Aves; Apodiformes; Trochilidae.
AUGGCGGGGGAGCAGCGGCGGCAACAGCAUCAGCAUCAGCCGUCCCCAGCCCCAGGGCAGCCUCCUGCCUCCUCCUUCGAGUGCUUCGUGUGCCUGGGGAUGCUGCACCGCCCAGUGUGAACGCCCUGCGGACACGGUCUGUGCUUCUGUCAUUUCUGUAUUUCUGCAAGUUUAAAGAACAGUGCAUGGACAUGCCCCUGCUGCUGUGCUUACCUUCCUUCUGAGGGAAUUCCAGCCACUGACAUUGCCAAGACGAUGGAGAGCACACACAGAAACUACACAGAAUGUCAAACACAGGUAUGUCUGAGUGAAAUGAGAGCUCAUUUAAGAACUUGUGAAAAAUAUGUAGAAAAAUAUGGACCUCUACAGGAGCUGGGUGAUGCAGGAAAAAGAUAUUCCUGUCCUUUUUGCCAGUAUGAAGUAAAUGAGGAUGAGCUAAUGGACCAUUCUCACCAUAGAUCAGAAAGGAGAGCAGUGACUGAGGAAGCCAGGUAUAAGGACAUACUUUGUGGAAGGCAUACAGGAAGACUGAAGAGUCUUGGAAGCCCACUUCUGCCAGCUUCUUGCAUGCUGAGGCUGAAGACCAUGCUGCCUCUUUGCCAGUGA